Molecule: messenger RNA, 709 nt
Organism: Arvicanthis niloticus (Nile rat)
Lineage: Eukaryota; Metazoa; Chordata; Mammalia; Rodentia; Muridae
Gene: Trappc1
Product: trafficking protein particle complex subunit 1
Biological process (GO): endoplasmic reticulum to Golgi vesicle-mediated transport
Cellular component (GO): TRAPP complex
Source: RefSeq, a predicted model, not a curated record
UAAGGUUCUUGAGGGUGCUGCUUGCGACCCAGCUGGGCUUUAGAAACCGGAAAUAGCUUGUCACCCUCAUUCAGAGCAAUUCCGAUGACUGUCCACAAUCUGUACCUUUUUGACCGGAAUGGAGUGUGUCUACACUACAGCGAGUGGCACCGCAAGAAGCAAGCAGGGAUCCCUAAGGAAGAGGAGUACAAGCUGAUGUACGGAAUGCUCUUCUCCAUUCGUUCGUUUGUCAGCAAGAUGUCCCCGCUAGACAUGAAGGAUGGCUUUCUGUCUUUCCAAACUAGCCGGUACAAACUCCAUUACUACGAGACUCCCACUGGAAUCAAGGUUGUCAUGAAUACCGACUUGGGUGUGGGCCCUAUUCGAGAUGUUCUACACCAUAUCUACAGUGCGCUGUAUGUGGAGUUUGUUGUGAAGAAUCCUCUGUGCCCGCUGGGACAAACUGUGCAAAGUGAGCUCUUUCGAUCCCGGCUAGACUCCUAUGUCAGAUCUUUGCCCUUCUUCUCUGCCCGAGCUGGCUAAAACAUCUACCUCAGCCCUCAGAAGAACCUGGGACUGCCUGGGCCCAUCUCACUAGUUGCAAUGUGAGCCCUUCCACCUACCUGUCUCCAAGAGCUUCGUCCUGACGGUCCUACCACCCAUUGCCUUCGCCAGUUUUAUCCCCUGCUUGACUCUGUGAGAAACACAUAAUAAACUUUUUGUCACCUUC